AUGCUCCAACGAGAAGGAUUUGUCGUCGCCGAUAUGAGUGCGUCGACGCCGUCGCCUUUGCAGCGCUCUAGCUGGAAGGCUGAGGCCAUCAGGAGAGGGAACUUGAAGAUUAGUGGGCCGAUCCCAAUCACCGAGGAUGUGCCGUUAAAUGAAGAGGAAGAGAAAGAGUUCGCGGAAAAUGGCGUGCUGGACCGAACGUUGCAGCCGCAGGACGCGCCGGAAGAUCAGUAUGAACGGCCGCAAACCCCGCCAAGACCGCUGCAGUCUCCACCACCUGUGCCUGAACAGCACAUGUCAGCGUUGCGAUCAAAUCCCAUCGGAGAGCAGCCGCAACGCGAUGGUUCUGUUCCUGAGCGUCCGAUCUCUUCGAGAUCCCCACCACAGGUGCGACAGUUGAACGAGGUACAGCGCGAAAGUGUUGUGCCAUCAACUUCGGUCGCAUCUCCCACGCCCUAUCGCUCAACGCCAGAGAGCGCCAGUAAGGCAGCGCAAAAGAAGAAGCGCAAGAGCGGGCUUAGAAAUGUGUUUCGGAAGAUGUUCGGACGAAAGAGCCCUGACCGUGAAGAUCACGAGGAAGAGCCGAUGCAGCGUGGCCAUAGCUACCACCAUAGCGAUCCAGGUAUGCUGAGAUCAACACCACCAAGGGAACCAAGGACACCACCUUCUGGUCCUCGAAUAUCAGAUCUGCCAGUAGAAGAGCUACAGCCAUUGCACCCACUAGGCCAGCAUCUUCCAUAUCCCAUGAAUGUGAACGCCCCACCAGCGAGUCCACCUAAAGAGUAUCUCACUUUCGAUAACGAUAGGCCCGAUCUCGGUCGCCGGAGAGCAACACUACCCACUGUUCCAAGCGCUAUCACUCAUCGACAUAGUCUGGACGAACCUCGGGAAAAGCUAGCAGCUUGGGACGAACGGGUAGAAGAAGAUGAAAUGUCUCCAGGUAUUGGUAUCGCCCUGUCCAGUCCCACUCAAACGGUGACCUCCAGACACGACAGACGGCGAUCGAGAAGUGCAGAUGCUCUUCAUAGUCUCGCCAAAGAGCGCGCGUCGACGGAGAGAGGACGAAGUGCGGAGAUUAAGUUCUGGCGGGAGAGCUACAUGUCCGGCAGCGUCUACAGUAGACCGCAAACAGCGAAGACGGUGGAGACCGUUCGCACCGUGCCGAUGCAGGAGCCCAUGAUUCGUGAACCAGACAAUGAGUCUUUUAACGAGAUGAGUGCGACGCUCGUCCAGGCGGACGACUCGCAAACCCCCACUCCGAUCACCGAAGAGCCGAAACGAGAGCAAGAGCGUGAUGCCCAACCUCAAGUCUCAGCCUUCAACUUUGGUGACUUGAAGAAUGCGCUGUUUGGGCCCAAAGAGGAGACCAUCCCAGAGUCACCUCAAGUCAGAAACGUCUCCCCACCACCGCCGCCACCAGCGAAGAGUCAACAUCGCCUGCCGAUUGAGGACCGCGUUCAAGAUCUUGAAUCCAAGUACUCCAACCUGGAAACACUCACCCGUCGAAUGUCGUCCCGCAACAAUCGGCAAACCAUCAUCCUUGAGAACGCGCCUCGCAAUUUGCGAUCAAGGAACCGAAGUUCAUCCGCAUCCGGUUCUGCAUCGCGAUCUCACUCCAGGGCAGCACCCAGCAUCCAUCAAGAGCCAAUCCCUCAAUCAAGUAUCGAGACCUUUGAUCCUGAGCCUGCGCCUGCUUCCCCAACGCUAGCGGUAGCUCCAGUUCCCAGUGCAGGCAGCAACGAGGAGAAUGCGCGGGCGUUACGCAACGUGUAUGAAGCGCUUAGACAUGAGAGAGGCGCUAGAAAGGCAUUGGAACAACACGUCCGUUCUCUCCAACACGACGUCUCGGAUCUGCAUGCUCUGGUCAACAAACUCAUCGCUUCGGCGACCGCUACCUCGCCUUCCUAUCCUACUCCAUCACCCGACACGUUGAUCAUCUCGAGUGAAGGAGAUGCGCGAAUAAGCUGUUCUACACCACGAGCUCCGACAUACGACCGGAAUGUGAUUUACGGCCAAACUAGCCAUGGCAGGGACCAGCAAUGGGGCAAUGAUGACGCAAGCGUCUACUCUGAAGAUCUUGCUCGGAAGCCGAGCUACGAUGAUGUUGCGACGCCAGACGUAUGGGCCACGCCAAAGGAAGAAGGAUUCGGCGGAAGUGGGUUCUUCCAUGGUGAGGAUAGGGUAAGAGGAUAUGCCUAA
Messenger RNA from Alternaria atra, 2196 nucleotides. RefSeq lists its product as uncharacterized. The transcript is spliced from 2 exons. The record is from RefSeq and is a predicted model, not a curated record. Lineage: Eukaryota; Fungi; Ascomycota; Dothideomycetes; Pleosporales; Pleosporaceae. Bases 1 to 2196 code for a protein of 731 amino acids.